AUGGAAAUUAACCCGGAAAAAGAAGAGUAUGAGCUGCAGUACUUUAACUUUUCAUCAGAAGAAUUAGUUACGCAAAACAUACAAAUGGUACAAUCACUGCUAAACAAAUCACUCACCGUCUUCACGGAACAGCUGAUCCAGAAGCAGGAGAUCCCCGAUGAUCCUGCCACACGGUUGCGCGCCAGCUGUAACAAAACCGCCAUUGCCAUCUACAACGAUUGUUUACCGGCAAUGAACAACAUAAACACUCUGUAUCGGAAAACUUUCUCCAUACCGGACAACGUACUGCUGCCGACGGAUCUGCUACAUACGCGCGGCUACACGGAGGAGCUGGAGAAAAGUCUAGAGCAAGAGGUACAGACGGCCAAAGACGCCGUGAUGCAGGGUGCAGUCUUUCUAGCCUCACUUGAAGCCGAAAUGGAGCUGCACCGUGCGCUGGAACCGUGCUACGAGGCGGAAGAGGAAAUUGUGGAGCUACUAAAAACCUUCCAGGAGGAAGACAUCGAUCCGGAUGAUGUAUCUGAUCUAGUAAAGCGAAUAGAAAUAGCCGGCAUCGUAGUGGAUAAGAGCGCACAAGAGAGCAUCGUAGAGCUUGAUAAUUUUUUAUUACAAAAAUAAUAGACAACAUGCUGCUUGAUUGUGUUUCCCUAGCAA
This is a messenger RNA of Anopheles maculipalpis, 654 nucleotides long. RefSeq names its product protein MIS12 homolog. The record is from RefSeq and is a predicted model, not a curated record. NCBI's taxonomy places the organism in Eukaryota, Metazoa, Arthropoda, Insecta, Diptera, Culicidae. Bases 1 to 618 code for a protein of 205 amino acids. The transcript is spliced from 2 exons.